AUGACUGUAGGAGGCACCGUGCGUGAGACCAGGGAAGCAGAAGUGAAGCAGCAGCCACAUUUGGCAGCAAGCCACACUUGCAAGUCCAGUGCCAGACACACUGUAGAGCUUGCACAUGAUCUGUUAGCUCUCCUUGUUGGCAUGGGCAAACGGGCUGGCCUGCAGCUCCUUCGGCUUCUCCAAAUGCCAGAUGCCGAUGAAACACGCCGGGCGGGCGGGCGGGCGGGCGGGCGGGCGGGCCUCGCGUUACGAACCAAGCCCUCGCCAGCAGCGCAGGGACCCGGCGCACCUGCGCGCACUCCCGCCCGCGGGGUCCGGGGCGCCGGGGCAAGGCGGCAAGGGGCCAGGGGCGCGACCCCCGCCGCCCGGGGCCGGGCCGGGCCGGGCCGGGCCGAAGCCGCGGGCGCCGAGCCGAGGAGCCCACCGGCGGCCCGGGGAAUCUCCGGGGCUCCGCGCACGUCCCGGGACCGCCCCCCGAGCACACCCCGCUGGCUCUCGGGGCCCGCGCGCUCGCCGCCCCUGCACGCCCUCCCCACUGGGACCUGGAGCCCGGCUUCCCACCUCGGGGCGCAGCUCCGGGGCGUCCACUCGACCCCCGCCGCCCGGCCGCUCGCCGAGCUCAGCCGCGCCCACGUCCGGCUUUCCCGGCUGAAGCCCGCGGCGCGCUCGGCGGCCCCGCCCCUCCGCCCCUCCUCCCCCCCCCCCCCCGCGGCAGGCACCAUAGAGACGCAGGCCGCCGGCCAGAGGGGCUCCAGCCCGGAAGGUCGGCGCGGAGGACGCCGGGAUAGUGGCCCCCGCCUAGCCGACGAGAGCGGGUAG
Nyctereutes procyonoides (raccoon dog) is the source of this 819-nucleotide messenger RNA. RefSeq names its product transcriptional regulatory protein AlgP-like. Lineage: Eukaryota; Metazoa; Chordata; Mammalia; Carnivora; Canidae. Bases 1 to 819 code for a protein of 272 amino acids. The transcript is spliced from 2 exons. The record is from RefSeq and is a predicted model, not a curated record.